GUCUGGCUCUCAGUUGUCUGUAAAUCAGGAAGAAGUAGACCCUAUGUUGGCAGCUGGUUUACCAGCCAGCCAUGCAGGACCUACCCCACCUCUAAAUCCUCAUAUCGGUUCAACAGAUACCCUUCUACCCUCUAGUUUCAUCACUCCUUCCUCUACCCCUCUGCCACUCGAACUUCAUAUAGAUGAAGACGGUUCGGCACAUUCAGCUGGUUCCACUGUAGUUCUGUCAACAUCCAAGAGCGCUGAAUACUCUGCAGUCCAAGAGAAACAUGCUGAGGGCAGUGUCACCUCUCAGAUCUCUCAUGUAGAGAGCCUCAGUGUCUUCAGCACCCAAAAACACUCUAGUGAGGCUGAUGUUAAAAGCUCUACACUGUCAGUCUCUAAAACUUCUGCAAGUAAUAUAAAUCUAGUUGCAAAGAGCCCAAGUCCAAGUACUGUUAGAAAAAGUCCUGGUCCAGUUCCUGCUGUUAAAAGCCCCAGUCCUGUUGUUUCCACCGAUAUAACCCCAAAUCAAAAUCAACCUGGCAAGACUUCAAGCCCAGUCCUUAAAAGUUACAGCCCAGUCACCAUCAUUCAAAUUCCAGAGGCAGCUGUAGAGAAUGACAAUCCAGUGCCAACUAUUACAGAAACAGUGCCAAAGAUUUCUAGUCCUGUAACAGUUCCAAGGCUUUCAAGUCCGGUGCCACAUCCGGUCCCAGUCCCUGCCAUCUCUAACCCAGAAACUGUUCCCAAGUGCGCUAGUCCAGUGACAAUUCCAAGACUUUCGAGUCCAGUUCCAAAGGUUUCAAGUCCCUUAACACUAUCUAAUAUCUGUAGUUCACCAACUGUGCCCAAGAGUUCCAGUCCAGAAUCAUAUCCCAAAUGUGCUUCACCAGUAAUGUUUCCAAGGCUGUCAAGUCCAGUGACGGUUCCAAAGAGUGAAACUGCAGUUCCAAAAAAUUCUCCAGCAGUCAUCAGGAAAACAUUCACAGUUCAAGGCACCAGCAGUCCCAGAGCAUCUCCAGUUUCACCUGCUGUUGUCUCAUCAAACACCCCAUCUUCCCUCACACCACAAAAGCAAGGAGGUGACGUAUUAGAUUUAACCUGGCCUUGCCGAGAACCGCUACUGGAUGAUACUUUAGACAAACUUUUAGCCCCCACCUCGACCCAACCAGAACCAAUCGCAGAGAACCAGCCACCUUGUUCUAUUUCGCCUGGAUAUGAUGACAGACAAUGGGAGGAGGAGGAUGUGAUUUACCCAGAAUUCAGCCGCGAAGGAACACUGACGCCCAUGACUGAGUCCAGCUGGAUCGAUGAGUGUCUCACGCCCUCAACCUGCCCCGGGACACCAGAUGCAACGCUGGACCUGCCCCUACAGCAGCCCUCUGCUGUGGAGAGGCUAUCUGCUUGUGGACAAGUAGGAGGCUCUAAACUUAACUCUCCCAAAAUAAGCUUCUGGCAUGUAGCUGUUGAAGCUUUAAGGCCCCAUGUGGUUAUUUGACCUUGUCGUCUAAAAUAUGAAAUAUUAUAGACAGUAAUGGCAAAAUGGCUGUUACAUGACUAAACAAAAUAUACUGUAAUCAUGACCUUAUUUUGGGAGAGAUUCAGUGGAGUAGUACCUAAAGGGUUUUGAUGAAGAGAAAUUCCUCAGACUUUUUUUUUGUGGUGUGAUGCAUGUAGUGUCAUUGCAUAGCAGUUACACAAUGGCUUGAAGGUAAAGUCUCCCUUUAAAGACUAUUUGUGGCUGAUGUUGAAAGCUUUGCUGAAAGGAUGUCUACACAGGCCCUCACUUGCAUCAGUCAACAUUGCUGUGUUAGUCAUAGGGCAUGGACUGCCAAGUUUACGCAACCAAAGGAUGAUGCCAGCAAUACGUUUUUGAUCACUGAUCACCACAUAGAAAGUACAUGAAGAAACGAAUGCGCGAGGAAUUGUACAUAUGUUGUAGAAACACUGAUUUUUUUUUUUUUUUUACUGUCUUGCUUUUACACUUGCAGGCGCAUUUGCAAGCAUUUUGUCGCAACUCCUGCAUGCCUUGUGCAGAUACCAGAGUAGCUUUAAUUCACGGAGCGGGAGACUUUCCUAGCACAUUUGAUUGACACAUGAGUGCCUGACAAAAAAAGGCAAGCGUUUUAACAGAAUUUAAAUUUUUCUGAAGCUGCUUGAGUGUUUUUGCCGCUCAAACAGACAUUGCCUGCCCUGCUUGUGUUUGUAACUCAUCACAAACCAUGUGAUGAAUGGCACAACACCUCCUUAUCAUGUAUUCUCCAGCUCAAGUCAGUUAUACGCCGCACCAAAGAGACCUCCAAUGUGCACCCAAUGUACAGAGAGGGACUUUUGCGACGUAAAAUGGGACCCAUCAUUGUAAAUAAAAGCAACUCGCAAGACCGACUCAUUGAGGAGCUACAGGGGAAACUGGGAAUUGGGCGAGUUGAGCGCAGACGUAAACAGCAGCCAGAUGACUGGCUGACAGAGGGAGUCAUCGUCAUGUCCAACCCACAGCGAACACGGGAAGAAAAGCCAUCUGUGGAUAAGAUCAUCAUUCCUCCAGAUUCACCCGCCCCACAGAGAAAAGUCCUCUCCCCUCCACAGUCUCCCCCAGCACCCAAAAAGUUGCCCCCAG
Messenger RNA from Sphaeramia orbicularis (orbiculate cardinalfish), 2599 nucleotides. Its product is annotated as flocculation protein FLO11-like. The coding region runs from base 44 to 1480 and encodes 478 amino acids. The record is from RefSeq and is a predicted model, not a curated record. The transcript has 2 exons. NCBI's taxonomy places the organism in Eukaryota, Metazoa, Chordata, Actinopteri, Kurtiformes, Apogonidae.